AUUUUCCACAACAAUAAUGUGAAAAUUCUUUCUAUUCCCAUCAAGUGAAUGUAAUUUCCCACCAAAAAUUCUUCAUUAUUCUAAACAUUCACAUUAACCCAUAAUAUUUUUUAGUAUAACAAAAGUAGAUAUAUUAAUUUAUUUUAUUUUCCUUUAAUUUUUAUCAUAAAUACUCUUGAAGACCGUUAAGAAUUCAACUUUUGAAAGGCGACUUUUAGCUUCGUAACGUUAUUUAGCUUAAUAUGAAGGUAAGCUGUAAAGUGAACCAAGCUUCAGCCACAAUAUACGUCGGUUACAGAGUUUCAUCCGAAGCAGCAUGAAAAAAUCAGGAUGAAUUUCCAAGCUUUAGCCACAAUUUAUAAACGCUCUGCAUCAUCCCAUUUGAAUUAUUGAAAUUCAUAAAUCUUGAACACUUGCUUGUCAUAUUUGAGUGUAUGGUUGCUGAUUGCUGAUUGCUGAUCGCUGAUCGCUGAUUAUUGAUUAUUGAUUGCUAAUCGUAAAUAAGUGCGGAGAAAAUGAAUGCACUACGUAGUAUGAUUGGUUUAAUUUCUACAACUACAAGGAAGUUUCAUAAUGCAUUAAAUAAUGCAAGAAAUUUUGAGGCUAUCAAUGAACAAUUAGAAGUAGAUAAUAGUGAUGGAUUUAUAGGUAGGAAAAUAGAGGAAGAAUGGUUGUGCAAUAAGUAUGUAAAUAGGGUAAAAAGUAUGAUACUAGAAGAUGAUGAAGCAAUGAUUGGAAUAUAUGGGACGGGUGGGGUAGGAAAGACCACCCUUGGGAAGCAUAUCCACAAUUGGGUUAUGAAUAAUGUCAUCUCAUGUAGUGAUCAUGUCAAUGUUGCUAUUGCUUGGGUCUCCGUGGGGUUUGGUGUCACAAUAUACCAAUUGCAACAAAAAGUGGCUAAUGCAUUUGAAUUGGAUCUUCAAGACGAGGAUGUAAAUAGACGAGCAGCUAUUAUAUACGCGUUUUUAUGUAGCUUAGGAAAGUACAUACUCUUCCUUGACGAUUUGUGGGGUGAUUUUCGACUAGAAGAUGUUGGUAUUAUUCCUCGACAAUGCAAAUUGAUUUUGAUGUCACGGUCAUUAGAUAUAUGUCGUUUAUUUGGUUGUCAGAAGGUAAUUAAACUUGAGUCACUCUCACCGGAAGAGAGUUGGGAAUUGUUUCACCAUCAUAUAGGGGUAGGAGGAUAUGGUGUUUUAGAUUCUCAACAAUUGUGCUAUGUUAAGAAAGUAUUGUAUCAAGUGUGUGGGGGUCUUCCACUUGCUAUUACCCUUUUAGCUAAAAGCAAUGCAAGUAUUGAAUGGAACGUUAAAGAAAUGGAUACGUUUUGUAUAUCAUCGCGAGUAACCCAAUUACAAGAGGUGAUCGAUCGAUUGAAGUUAUCGUAUGAUAGAUUAAUAAACAACGUCAAAUUGCAAAAUUGUUUCUUAUAUGCUGCUAUCUACAUCAAAGGAAACCCAAUAUGCAAAGAAGAAUUGAUACAUCUUUGGAUAAAAAAAGAAGUUAUAGAUGACAUAGAAUCUUUAGAGGCACAGUUGGAUAUGGGACAUACCAUAUUAAACAAGCUUAUCAAUUCUUGUCUAAUGGAAACUUGUAAGGAUGGAAGUAGCAUUAAAAUGCAUCAUUUAAGUAGACAAAUGGCUCUUUCCAUUGCUAAAGAUAGUAACCUCAUUCCAAAACUUGGUGCACUUUCCAAGUUGGAGUCCAAUGGAAAUCUCCAUCGCUCCAUGUAAUAUAUCAUAUUAUAUUAUUAUAUGAUAUAAAUAAAUAUACUAAAAGAAGGACUAGCUAUCAACAUCAUAUAUUAUAAUUUUCCUCUCAAUUUUUAAUUUUGAUUUCGCUUGUAUUUUAUUUUUUUAUAUAUUCAUACAUAUUAAAUAUUCAUCGUUUAAAUUUAUUGUUACUUGUUGACUAUUC
Messenger RNA from Amaranthus tricolor (Joseph's coat), 1914 nucleotides. RefSeq names its product disease resistance protein RPS5-like. Bases 516 to 1730 code for a protein of 404 amino acids. The record is from RefSeq and is a predicted model, not a curated record. Lineage: Eukaryota; Viridiplantae; Streptophyta; Magnoliopsida; Caryophyllales; Amaranthaceae. The transcript is spliced from 2 exons. Gene Ontology annotation, biological process: defense response to other organism. Gene Ontology annotation, molecular function: ADP binding.